CCUCCGCGCAGGCGCCGGAAGGACUGGUGCUUUCCGGGUAAAGAUGGACGCUCACGAUCUCUUCCGCCGCCUGGGCGCGGGCGCCAGGUUUGACGUGAGGCGCUUCUCUGCGGACGCGACCCGAUUCCAGGUAGGAAAACGGAAAUGCGACUUUGAUUCAUCGGAGGUGCUUCAGAGACUGGACUUUUUUGGAAACAAGAAGUCCGUCCCAAGCGAGAAUGGCGCAUCAGCAAUUUUUCAAGAGCCCCAAGAUGAAGAGAAAAGAGAAGAGUGCCUUACUGAAAGGAAGCAGAACAAGAGAAAGAGGAAGAGAUUGGCUUCAGAAACAAUUACUCAAGAAGAAGGUUCUACAAUACAGUGGAUGUCAUCUGUGGAAGCAAAGAUUGAGGAUAAAAAAAUUAAAAAAGAAGGUAAACUAACUUCAGGAAAGUUGGAACAUCUCAGAAAAGAAAAGAUAAACUUCUUCCGGAAUAAACACAAAAUUCAUGUACAAGGAACUGAUCUGCCUGACCCAAUUGCUACAUUUCAGCAACUUGAUCAGGAAUAUAAAAUCAAUUCUCGACUCCUUCAGAAUAUUCUCGAUGCAGGCUUUCAGUCACCUACACCAAUCCAGAUGCAGGCUAUUCCAGUUAUGCUCCAUGGUCGAGAACUUCUGGCUUCUGCUCCCACUGGAUCUGGAAAGACCUUGGCUUUUAGCAUACCUAUUUUAAUGCAGCUGAAACAACCAGCAAAUAAAGGCUUCAGAGCCCUAAUUAUCUCUCCAACACGAGAACUUGCCACUCAGAUUCACCGAGAGCUGGUAAAAAUCUCUGAGGGAACAGGAUUUAGGAUACACAUGAUCCACAAAGCAGCAGUGGCAGCCAAGAAAUUUGGCCCCAAAUCUUCUAAGAAAUUUGAUAUUCUUGUGACUACUCCAAAUCGACUGAUCUACUUACUGAAGCAAGAUCCCCCAGGAAUAGACUUAACAAGUGUUGAAUGGCUGGUGGUAGAUGAGUCAGACAAGCUGUUUGAAGAUGGCAAAACUGGAUUCAGAGAACAGCUGGCUUCCAUUUUCCUGGCCUGUACAUCCCACAAGGUCAAAAGAGCUAUGUUCAGUGCAACUUUUGCAUAUGAUGUCGAACAGUGGUGCAAACUCAAUCUGGACAGUGUCAUUUCUGUAUCUAUUGGAGCAAGGAAUUCUGCAGUAGAGACUGUAGAACAAGAACUUCUUUUUGUUGGGUCUGAAACUGGGAAACUUCUUGCAAUGAGGGAACUUGUUAAAAAGGGUUUCAAUCCACCUGUUCUUGUUUUUGUUCAGUCCAUUGAAAGGGCAAAGGAACUUUUUCAUGAACUCAUAUAUGAGGGUAUUAAUGUGGAUGUUAUUCAUGCAGACAGAACUCAACAACAGAGAGAUAACACAGUCCAGAGCUUCAGAGCUGGAAAAAUCUGGGUUCUUAUUUGUACAGCCUUGCUAGCCAGAGGGAUUGAUUUUAAAGGUGUGAACUUGGUCAUCAACUAUGAUUUUCCAACCAGUUCAGUGGAAUAUAUUCACAGGAUAGGUCGAACUGGAAGAGCUGGGCAUAAAGGAAAAGCUGUUACAUUUUUUACUGAAGAUGAUAAACCGUUAUUAAGAAGUGUUGCCAAUGUUAUACAGCAGGCCGGAUGUCCAGUACCAGAAUACAUCAAAGGUUUCCAGAAACUGUUAAGCAAACAAAAGAAAAAGAUGAUUAAGAAGCCAUUGGAAAGGGCAAGCAUUAGUACAACACCAAAAUAUUUCUUAGAAAAAGCUAAAGAUAAACAGAAAAAGCCCACUGAUCAAAAUAGCAAGAAGAGAGCUGUUGAAGAUAAAAGUUUAAAAAAAGAAAAGACUUUUAAAAAAAGACAGAAUUAGAAACCAUUUUGUGUUUCUCACACAAAUGAUGGUUUCAUGAAAUUCUUCAAGUCUCAUAUUAUCUGUACCAAACAUUUGAAAUCGACUACAAGAACAUGGGACUGAUGAAAAAAGAUCCUAAACUAUGAGUGCUUCAUGUCAAAUUUUGUUUGUAGGUGACUUUCAAAUGAUUAUAUGAAUGGAAAUAGCAUUCAUUGACAUUUUUAUGGCUUGAAUAGAGAAAGAUACUUCUUAUAGAAGAACAAAAUCUUAUGCAAAGAAAAAAUAACAGCACCCAAUUGUGGUGAACUUUUAAGUGUUUUCCUUUAAAGUAUGAAGGAAAGUGAUAAUAUGCAAUGUAGAGGCAUCUGAUUUCCAAAUAAAGCCUUAAGGUUGAAUAUCCUUCCAACCACUUUUUUUUUUUAAUGGACAGGAAGUUGCAAAGACUAACAAGUGAAAACUGCUGCUUGAUUUAUUGUUUCUCAAUUUGUUAAUAGCCUUUUAUGGUAUGAGCAGAGAGUUCUAUGACUGUGUUCAAGGGCCAUGAGAGUCUUAAUUCUGUGGUCAUUAAAUAUCCUUAGACCUC
This is a messenger RNA of Sorex araneus (European shrew), 2435 nucleotides long. It is a transcript of the gene DDX52, whose product is annotated as DExD-box helicase 52. Gene Ontology annotation, molecular function: RNA helicase activity; ATP binding; nucleic acid binding. The coding region runs from base 44 to 1870 and encodes 608 amino acids. NCBI's taxonomy places the organism in Eukaryota, Metazoa, Chordata, Mammalia, Eulipotyphla, Soricidae. The transcript is spliced from 15 exons. The record is from RefSeq and is a predicted model, not a curated record. Gene Ontology annotation, biological process: maturation of SSU-rRNA.